This is a messenger RNA of Pelmatolapia mariae (spotted tilapia), 4413 nucleotides long. Its product is annotated as sodium-dependent neutral amino acid transporter B(0)AT2-like. The record is from RefSeq and is a predicted model, not a curated record. The transcript is spliced from 12 exons. Bases 322 to 2292 code for a protein of 656 amino acids. Lineage: Eukaryota; Metazoa; Chordata; Actinopteri; Cichliformes; Cichlidae. Gene Ontology annotation, cellular component: plasma membrane. Gene Ontology annotation, biological process: sodium ion transmembrane transport.
CAUGCGGAAGAACGCUGCUACGUCGUAGUAAACGGCUUAACAACGAAAAUGCCGCGUUUAUAACAUAGUCAGCGGUUAUAGGUCUUACUUUAGUAUUUAAGAAUUUAAUAAUAGUGGUUUGAGAAAUUUCUAGCAUGUUACAUUAAAGAAGAAAUAUAGAAACAGAACAAUAACUGAGCUCGAUAUUGUUUUAGUGAUAGUUCAGCAGCGACACGUGGCCGUUUCCUCUAAUCAAAAGGAGGGAUAAAGGAUUAUCGUCGUUGCUCUCCGUUUCUUGUCGCUUUUUCUACCUCUUCGUUGACUACACCUGCUGCUUGCCAGAUGGAGAAGCAGCCCUUGCCAGCUGAUGAUGACAGGACAGAAGCCACAGAAGUUGAUGGGCUCACUGGAGAGAGCAGUCCGCAGGAGACGUCUGAGCCAGAUGCCCGAGCCGGAUGGAACAGUAAAAUAGAGUACUUUUUGGCUCAAGUGGGAUUCAGCGUUGGACUCGGCAAUGUCUGGAGGUUUCCGUAUUUGUGUCACCAGAACGGAGGAGGAGCCUUUCUCCUGCUGUACAUCCUGCUGAUGCUGAUUGUGGGCAUCCCCUUGUUCUUCCUGGAGUUGGCAGCCGGUCAAGCCAUCCGACAGGGCAGCAUUGGAGUAUGGAAAUAUAUCUCACCCAGGCUCUCUGGCAUUGGUUACUCCAGUUGUGUGGUUUGUUUCUUUGUGGCUCUCUACUACAAUGUGAUCCUUGCAUGGAGUCUUUUCUAUCUCGGGAACUCAUUCCAGCACCCAUUACCUUGGGAGAAGUGCCCAGAACAGGGGAAUGUAACAGUAAAGGAAUGUAGCGAGAGCUCUCCCACGUCGUAUUUCUGGUACCGCAAAGCUCUGGAUAUCACAGAUUCAAUCGAUGAGACGGGCUCUUUCAACACUUACAUCGUCUGCUGUCUGCUGGCAGCCUGGACCUUCGUGUGUCUGGGGAUGUUCAAGGGUAUCAAGACGUCUGUAAAGGUGAUGUAUUUCUCUUCCAUCUUCCCAUACGUGGUGCUGUUUUGCUUUCUCAUCCGAGGGCUCCUGCUGGAUGGAGCCUUUGAAGGAAUCGGCUUCAUGUUCUACCCCAAGUUGGAAAUCUGGGCAGAUGUGCAGGUGUGGCGGCAGGCAGCUACGCAGGUUUUCUUUGCGCUGGGCCUUGGCUUUGGGUCCAUUAUCGCCUACUCUUCCUACAACCCCAGGAACAACAACUGCCACCGUGAUGCCUUCACCGUCUCCUUCAUAAACUUCCUCACAUCUGUGCUGGCUACUCUGGUGGUCUUUGCCGUGCUUGGUUUCCGAGCUAAAAACAAGGUCAUGGAGUGUGUAGCCAGCAACUUGAAUGACCUGUCAAAACACUUUCACGACGGUCUUGUGCCCAAUAACGUGAUGCCACCGUUUAACUACUCUGAUCCCAAAUCUGUGCCUCUGGAGGACUACAGAAAGUGGGUCAAACAGUAUGAACCAAUGGUGCCUGGCAAUUUAACAGACUGUGACCUGGAAAAAGAAAUGCAGAAGGGUGUGGAGGGAACAGGUCUAGCUUUCAUCGCCUUCACAGAGGCCAUGACCCUCCUGCCUGGCAGCCCUUUCUGGUCCGCCCUCUUCUUUCUCAUGCUACUCAAUCUUGGACUCAGCACUAUGUUUGGCACUAUGGAGGGCAUCCUCGCCCCCCUGAGUGACCGCUUCAAGUGUUUGGCGAGGAACAAAACCAAGCUUACAAUUGCCAGCUGCAUCAUUGGCUUUCUGCUUGGCCUGCUCUUCACUCAGCGCUGUGGGAACUACUUUGUGAUGAUGUUCGAUGAUUACUCUGCGACGCUGCCACUCAUCAUCGUGGUGGUUUUUGAGACUUUCAGUGUGUCUUGGUUGUAUGGAGCUGAUAGAUUCCUUAACGACAUUGAAGCAAUGCUGGGCUGGCGUCCCAGUAUUGUUUACAAAUACCUGUGGAAAUACAUUUGCCUGCUUGCUAUGCUUGGGCUGCUCGGAGCCACCACUAUCCGCAUGUUCCUGUCUCGCCCCACGUAUAUGUCAUGGAACCAGGAAAAGGCUUCUGAGGAGUAUUUGGAAUAUCCCGAUUGGGCUCUGGCUGUUUUGGCUUUAUUAAUAAUAUUUGCCACAUUGCCCGUGCCAGUGGGCUUCAUCCACGCUUUUCUACAAAAGAGAAACACACAAACUUCCAGGGAUGCAGGGAACAGUCACUACAGGAUGGUUAACACUGAGGAAACUGCUAUGACCGACUUUUCAGCACUGGAACAUAGGAAUGGGGACGCUGCUCCGGUUUCCUAAACCCUCAACAAAUGGGCUGCAUUUAAGGAGAAGGAACUUAUCAGUGAUAUAUAAGCUGAUGUAUUAUAAAAGAGACAGUUAUUUUGUUACUGAGCCUUGCAGUUACCUCACUUGUUCAAAAUCAGAAACACAUUUUCGUAAUGCCAGCUGUUAAACUGCAUAUCCGUCAUGGCCUCUGUGAAGGCGACGAACUGCAUUAAAAGAGGAAGUUAAGCAAGAAAGAUGAGCCACAGUGAGCUGCACAGCUUCUCUGCUGUUGCUCACAGAACGAUGGAAGAAGCUGGAUUGUAAUCCAAGGUCUUCACUAAAAGGACAUGAGGUCCCAGGAGUCUGUGACCUGUAGUAUUAAACUACAUUUUCUGUUACUACCACUAAUUACAGAUGCUGCCAGAUUAGUCAGAAAUAUUCCAAACGGCCAUUUUAAUAUUUUCCCUUCUUUUUAAACUUUUAAAGUCAAAGUAGAUCUAGAUGCUAAAGAUGCUCCAGCAGCUUUUAAAAACUUUGUGAUACGGAGCAGAUAAUUUAAUGGUUUGUGAAAACUACUUGGUAAAAUUUCCAUUAAGUUAUUUUUACCAAAGUUAGUGUCCAAAUAAGCAUAAAUAUGCUUUUAAUAUAAGCCGUAAAUAUUCUAUGAUCCCAAAGCCAGUGUUGCAACCAGGGUUUGGACCAUCAGAGCCUCCGCUCCUGACCACUGCCCAGUCCACAAUGUAUGGAACCCCACAGUACCUCCUGCUGGCAGGGAUGACAAAAAAACCCAAAACAUGUUGCAUGUUGUCUGAGUCUCAUGGCCCCCCUCACUGAGGACAACUUUGCUGUGAGAGAACGUACGAGGGGCCACAGUGAGCGCUUGGUUCAGCUGGCUGUACAUCUGACACAUUCUUAAUGGGUGUUCAACUCUACCGUGGCUAACAAAGGGAAUGAGACAAAAGAGGCCCUGGGUCAGAUCUAUUAGACAGAGGAGGUGUUUGGGGAGACGGACGGAGGUCCGACCAUCUCUGCUAUGAGUGCUGCCCCUGAAACUCAGAUCCAGAAACGGCAGAGGAUGAUCAUGUCAUCAUGUUACAGUUGUUUUGUUAAUGUUGUUAUAUAGUUAGCAUUCAUUUACAUCGUCCUUUCAUUUUCGUAGUUUCUUUUCUUUCUGUUGGUCAUUCAUUACAAUAACCUGUGAACUGUGAUUGAUCAUGAGCUGGCUGAGCUACUACGUCAUUAACCUGUCACUGCUGUCUCUGUUGAGGUCAGAAUUGCAGUGACUGCUAAAUAUUUUCAUUGUAUGUUUAUUUUUUUCCUGAGCAACUUGGAUUAAUACCUACAGUACAACACAGUACAAGUUUACUAUCACGUUUACUCCAGAAAUGAGUCGCUUUAGCUGCGUUUGCUGCUGUUCAGCACAGAAUGUUUACAGUCAAAAAAACACGACCGAGACCAGACUCUGUGUUUGAACUUGAUAAGAUAUUAUACACUACGUAAGCAGGUGUAGCUGCUCAGGUUAUAAUAAACAUGCAGGCUAGCAUUAUUUGUUCAAGGAAACAGCUGAUAAAUGUGUGGUGAGGUUUUUAUUUCCUGUUUUUUAAACUCCUCGGUAACAAAGCCAGUGCAAAAAAAAAAUUUGCACAUCUGUGUGUUUAGAGUACAAAGACUGACUGAAGCUGUUGUCAAGUGACAUCAUGCUAAUGCGAGAUAAAAAGAUAUUUUAUGAUGUGUAUAUAUGUAAAUGGUACAUGCAAAAUGGUUUUAAAGACUAGCUAAACAUUUGAGUAGUUUUUUGUAGUUGUAAAUGGAAAUUUCCAUAAAGGACGUUUUGUGUAUGUUUUUUGUAAAGAUUAAUAUAUUUUUUAGACUUCAUUGCUCUGUGAUAUUGUCUCACAGCUGCAGUGUUUUCUGGUGUAGUUUUUCCGUUUUAGCAGGAUACAGUUGAAUGAAUUGACUUGACGGAUCGUAAUGUUUAGUCCUGGGUGCCUUUAGCUCUAAUAGGGCAGAAUGAACAAACCGUUAAAAGCAUCCCAGCGGUCGUGUAAUUUUAAAAACAUUUCUUUUGACAUUGCAGUAAUGUUCAAAAUGUAUGUAAGAUACUAUUGUUGUAUUAUAUGUUGCUGUUCUUUUAUUAAUAAACUUUAACAUCUC